AUGCGCCACCUAGGCCGAGUCUACGAAGCUGACGGACGACCCGGCUCCAACCUUGCGAACAUGAGAAAGCGCUACAAUGGGCCAGUCCUCCUUAGGGACUUACUCGGGUUGGAUGAUGAUGUUGAAAAUGAUCAGAUCGUUCCUGCCCCAGCGAGACCGUCGAUGCCCGGGCAAGGUCCGAUUCCCAUCUUGACUACACCAGAGAACCUCGAGAUGUCUUCCACCGUCUAG
Diaporthe amygdali is the source of this 231-nucleotide messenger RNA. RefSeq lists its product as uncharacterized. The coding region runs from base 1 to 231 and encodes 76 amino acids. The record is from RefSeq and is a predicted model, not a curated record. Lineage: Eukaryota; Fungi; Ascomycota; Sordariomycetes; Diaporthales; Diaporthaceae. The transcript has a single exon.